CUCUACCCGCUCCCAUCUUGACUCGAUAGAAUUUGCUCCAUAAAGGCCAAGAGUGCCGAAUAUUCCCGAUCCGGAUUACGUCGGCCGUGAGGCCCGUCUAGCAUCUGCAUCGUGUCUAGCCAGUUGGCGCUUGGUCCUCACACAUAGCUCCAACGAUGACUGACAGCGCUUGAUACCUUUCCUUUCCUUUCUUUCUUUCGCAUCAGUAAUGGACGUCCCCAUUGACAACUUCCCUUCGACUUCAUCCCCAGCUACGCGGGCCAUCAAGGAUAUUGCAUUCGGUUCCGUAAGUUCACGUUCACUCGACCAAAAUGACUGAGUAAAAAAAUGCUGUAUAGGCAGCAGGGAUGGUCUCCAAGGUCUUCGAGCAUCCGUUCGAUUUGACCAAAGUACGGCUUCAAUCCCAAGUGCUGGACGACUUUGCACGCUUUGCUGGGCCCAUUGACUGCCUGACACAAACGUACACCAAAGAGGGCGUGACGGGGCUAUACAGGGGCUUACCAGCUCCCAUAAUAGGCGCAAUGGUGGAAAACGCUUCUCUCUUUCUCACAUAUUCGUCUUUUCAAUCCCUGAUCCGGACUGUCGCCCAUCUCCCAGCCGAUGAUCAACCGAUACUACCUCUCCGUUACCUCUGUCUUGCAGCAGCGGGCUCCGGUGCCGUUACAUCCUUCCUCCUCACACCGAUUGAGCUCGUCAAAUGCAAAAUGCAGGUCCAAAUGUUGCUUCCCCAAAAUGCGUCCCACUCUAUACCCCUGCCUGGACCACUAAAAGUCCUGGCGUCUGUCAUACGAACGACGGGACUCCGGGGCCUGUGGUUGGGCCACACGGGGACGUUCAUCCGCGAGACGGGCGGGACAGCAGCGUGGUUCGGGACGAAGGAAUUUGUCGCGUCACGUUUGCUGGCUCGGCAUCCUGAGGGUAGCGCUCGGACGCUGGCGCCGUGGGAGUCUGCCUUGUCUGGUGCAUGUGCAGGCGCGUCGUUUAACCUGGCGUUGUUCCCGGCGGAUACGGUGAAAAGCACGAUGCAGACGGGUGAUGAGCUUCGGGGCCCAUCUGGCCUCAAGGCGAGCUUUCUAAGGACGUUCAGGGAGAUGUAUGCUGCCCAGGGUAUCCGAGGCUUGUAUGCUGGGUGUGGGAUCACAAUUGCGAGGAGUAUACCCAGCAGUGCGAUUAUAUUCGUGAUAUAUGAUGAGUUGAAUAAGCGAUUUUCGUAGGGAGAAGUGGAGACCGUGUAGAUUAAUCAACCUAGAUCUUGUAUCGCUAGUAACAGCACAUAGAGUUUUGCAAACAAGGCAUUGUUUCUCCUUUUG
This is a messenger RNA of Guyanagaster necrorhizus, 1310 nucleotides long. Its product is annotated as mitochondrial carrier. The coding region runs from base 348 to 1214 and encodes 288 amino acids. Lineage: Eukaryota; Fungi; Basidiomycota; Agaricomycetes; Agaricales; Physalacriaceae. The transcript is spliced from 2 exons. The record is from RefSeq and is a predicted model, not a curated record. Gene Ontology annotation, biological process: mitochondrial L-ornithine transmembrane transport. Gene Ontology annotation, cellular component: mitochondrion. Gene Ontology annotation, molecular function: L-ornithine transmembrane transporter activity.